AUGACAGCGGGACCGCACGCAGGUGAUUCAAUAGAAGCGUCGUCGGCGGCGGGCAAAGUGACCAAGUCGGGUCGCGAUUCCCGUCGUUCCGUCAAGAUUGAAGAAGUUCCAACGUACAGCCAUUCUUCGGGUUCGUUUCAGCCAGAAAGAAAAAUGGGUGUCCGGUGGAGAGGACGUUUUUAAAUUGCGGAUAGAGUUGUGAUGCAAUUAUAUAUAUAUUUUUUUUGUUUCUUGUUUGAAAUGCCUUGCUGGUAUGUUUUGAGGAGCAUUUAAAAUUUUUGAAAGUUAUUCGAGGCGAUUAUAUGUUUUCAAUGUUAUAUUGGUUCAUGCGAAACGCUUCUGAACAUCACAAAAUGAGAUUUUGAACUGAAUAUAUUUAAUUUUGGGUUUUUUAAUGCUUUUUGGAUGUAGAGAUUGUGAUGAUGAAUCAAUAAACCUUUACUGAAGCUGUAGAAAGUAAAAAUAUUAUUUUAUUGCAAAACAAGAAACUUUUUUUUGUUAAACUUUGAGCCAAGCAUAAGUCCUGCGUUUUUUUGUAUACUUUAUUUUGAUCAGAAAAAAAUCCUUAUUUAAAAAAAUUUGGUUCUGAAUGUAUCAAUUAAUAAUUAUUUAGUUCGUAUCUUUUUUUAAAUAAUGGUCAAAUAAUGGUUUGAAAGUCCUGAUAAUAUACAACAAAAAUAAGAAAAAAAGUGACGAAUCUUUAUUUUUUUCCACGUGUUUUGUUCGUUAGUUGACCAUAGUUAAGUUCUUUUUUUCUAUAAAAACCAGUUCAACUUAGUUGACCACAGUGGAGUUGGGGAAAUAGGGAGUUUUUAUUUGAUUUUUGAGAAUUUUCGGAAUAUAAAAGUUUUCGUAGUAGCCUAGGCUCUCAUUUGACAGCUCUUUAUCAACUUUUUGAUGAUUUUACGUGUUUUAUCUGACAUUUUUUUCUGAUUGUCUUAUGUUCGAAAGACGGCCAAUUGACAAGAUGAUCACAGAAAUAAGUGUCACAAAAAUAAUAGGAAAUCGCUUUGAGAACAAAGAAAAAAAUAAACGGGGAUAAUCUUUCCUCGCCUUUUCACGGUCAAAGUCCGAAAAAGAUUUUUUUAAAAAAACACUUUCUUUCUGAAUUUUUUUGUUGAAAAAGCUUUUUUUGUGGAUUUGAAAAAAAGACCGGAAUUUUUUUGCGAAAGAGGUGUUUAAGAAAAGCUUUUAAGUUCUUAGAAUAAAGCUUUUAUAAGACGGAGGGUUUUGAAAAACCUCAAAAGGUAGAAAAAUGUUUCAAAAAUGUUUCUGAAAAGAUUCAAAAAAACCUUUCCCGUAUUUAUUUUCUCUCUGGAAGUUUUCUGCACUUUUUAACUUCCUUAAAAAAGGCACUCGAAAGUCUUUUGGAGAACUUUUCCAGAAAAUAAAUCUGGUCUUUUUGGACUCUGAACAUGAAAGAACUUUGAAAUCCAAUCUGUUGGAUCCGGGAAUUUUUUUCCCAUUAUCUGUGUGUUUUUUUUCCAUUCGCACCCUUUCUGUGUUCGUUUUUGGGGCGGUGCCAGCCGUUUCCGAUUGCUAUCUUUCUGUUUCGAUACUUUCGGCCGCUCUGUAUUGUAUUGACCCCCCGGCCGAUUCCUUCAUAUUCUCCAUACAUCUGCAAAGUUUUUCUUUGGCAACGAAAUGCGAGAUUUGCCGGAAUGUGUCUCAAUUUUGAAAGUUGCCGCCCGGCAAAUCGGUUAGUUCUUUGGAGCUUCUCAAAGUGUGAGAACUUCUCUUUUUUUCGUGUGAUUCAUGAUUUGUUAUUUAUUAAUGAGUAAGCGGGGAGCGACUUGAAAGCGAAAAAGCAGUUCUAAUUGGAUUUUUUUAGCGAACAAUUUGUGUCAUUUUCUCCCUCGCGUUUUUGUUUCACUUUUUCUGAGUUUGCUUUUUCGGCUUUAGGUGAAUUUAAUUGAACAUUUUGAAGAUUUUGAGCAUUUUAUCGGGUUUAGUCGAAUUUUAACAAAUUAAAGGAUUGAUUUCAGCCAUUUUUCGGAGAUUUGAGUUUAAAAAAAGCCGAAAAAUCAUGAAGAAGUGAAAUUUUUUUAUAAUUAGACCUUCAGGGAACAAUUUGCAUUUUUUUCCCUCGUUUUUUUAAAAAUGAGAAGUUUUUCACACCUUUGCUGUUUAGAAAAAUUUUGAUGCCGCCCACUUUUUUAUCACUUUCUAAAGAGCACAAAAAUCAUUAUCAAACACCCAUGAAAGGUACUUAAUCCCUUUAUAAUCUCAUGUAAACUUGUCAGUUUUUAUCUUCUCGCUAGAAGUCAACAAGUUUAUUAACUAGAGAAAAAACUUUCAAAAAAAACCUGUAUUCAAGAAGGAAAGGUUUUUUUACGUACGUGGAAGUUGAGCCGCAAUAUUCCAGAAAAAAACACCUGUUUCACCUGCAAAUUUGCUAAUUUCGCUCCGAAAAAUUCUCCAAAAACCUUGUGUCAGAGAUUCAAUUCUGAGAAACUUUGGGAAUUACGCUCCAUUCAAAGAUCUUUAUUUGAGACGUUUAAGGUCGAAAAAGAAAAAAAUAAUAAUUCUAAGAAACGGUUUUUUUCGGAAACCUUUUUAAAAACUUUUUAUAUCCUCCUUAAAUAUCAAAGCUAGGGUUUUAAGUAGACUAUAUUGGCGUUAAAAGUGUUUUAAAGGGUUCUUUAAGAAAGUUAAAUAUGGCCAACAGUUUGUCACAAUUUUUUUUUUGAGCUGCAAAACCCUUUUCUUCCUAAUGCGCGGCCAUGCAUGCGCCUUUAAUAUAACUGCAUUUUUUUUUGAGAUGAACUAAAAUCACAUGAACAGAGGCCACGCGCAAAAAAGAAAAGGGCUCUGUAGGUCAAAAGAAAAAAAAAAGGACCACAAUGAUUUUUGAUUUCAAUAUUUGUCUGAGCUCUAUUAUCGCUCAGGCUCGUCGGUGAACGAGAUGGCGAACGAGGUCGACGACGAGUUUGAAGGCGGCCAUUCGCCACGUCUUGGCCGAAUCCGACUUCGGACUCUCAGUGGCAGCAAGGCUGACCAUCAUUUAUUGACUACUAAAACGGGCCGCGUAAGUUUCUGAACUGGAAAAACACAAUUUCCCCCGAAAUUUCACAAAAUUGCGGAAUGAAGCUUUUUUAAGAGAAGGAAAAAUAUUCCAAGGGUUUCUAAGUCCUAGAGGUCUUCCUAGAUCCCUUAUGGGUUUCUAAGUCCUAGAGGUCUUCCUAGAUCCCUUAUGGGUUCCCGUUGGAGAGGUCGUUUAAGACGAAAAAAGUUAUUGUGAAAGAUUGUCUUCCAAUUUUUCAAAGAGAAUUUUUCUUUGUGGAUAAGGGGUGAUACAUUUUGAAGACAGCCUGAAAAAAAAGUAUAAAAGUGAAUUUUAAUAAAGCUUUUUUUCCUUUUGAGAGACACAAAAAAAUGCGCCUUUUCUAAGCCUCGAAAAAUUCUUUCUGUACUGUUCUCAUAAAAUCUAUGUUAAAAUUUGAAAUAUGACCUGAAAAAGUAAUUUCCGCAACGACCUCCCGAAAAAUCAAAGUGGCACAAAAAUGCGAUUAUCAAAUCACCGGGAAGUUAUCGAAUCAAAAAAUGUGUUGUCUGGCGGAGAAUGUGAGAAAUUCUCACACGUUUUUUUCGUGUCGGCCCUUUUUUCAAGGCCAUUUUGUUGCAGACCGAUAUCCUUAUGAGUAUGAGAUUCUUAUUCAUUUGAUUCUGUAGAAAGAAUCAAGGAUUAGAAAUCGUCUCUUCCCAAAAAAAAAGAAAACUACCUUGUUGUUUCUGUUUUGAGGCGUUCCCUUUAUGAAAACGGAAGUAAUUUAUUUUCUUCUUUCUCACAUCAUAAAAUUUUGCAACCAGCGUUUAUCAGUUUUACUGUUUGAUGUAAAUUUUCAUUAUUACGUGAGACUUGAUUCCUGAUAAGCAUUGGCCUUUUUACCUGAUUUCAUAAUAUUGAAGUAUUUUUUUGGAGAUGAAGGUAAAUUUUUUUCUCUUGCAUAUUUCCUGCUUGAAAAAGUCUAGUUAGAUGCUCAGACUGUUUGAAAUUUUUCUAAUUUCUAAUUUUUGGGAUUCAAUGAAGGCGAAAGAGGUUUUUUUCUCAAUUCCAUGACGUUUUUUUCUCAAGAAAAAUUUAUAGGAAAGUUUCAAUAAUUAAAAAAAGUGUAUUGAACUGGAGCAUUUUUUUAUCCUUCAAAUUGAUAAUUUUAAGAAUCAUAACCGUUGGGUUGAUAUUUGAUAAAACGUAGGUGGUGAGAAGUUCAUAGAUAAUUUUUCUGGAUCGAUUUUUUUAGAAGAUCAUUAUGGAAUUUUUUUCGGAUUAAUGAUUGAGGAUUGAUGAAAUGACGAUGCAGGAAUAAUAGUUGAUUUUUGAUAGCAGAAAAUGUAAAAUUUCAGCCGCCAUUCAUUUUAUGUUUAGUGAAUUUUAAAAAUUUUUUUAGUACGAGCAAAAAAAUAGGGUUCCAGAAAAAAACUGAUCUUUAAAAAAAUUUUUUUGUUUAAAGUUUUUUUCUUUCUGUGAGGUUAAUGAUUGAUACGUAAUAAGACUGCUUUUGCAUUUUUUUUUUUUUGUGCGGUCUGCAGAGGAGUUUCCAGAAAAAUCGGCCUUUGAAGACCUUUUCAAAAGUUAUUUUUAGAACUAAGGAAACGUGAUAAAACGGAGGUGGCAAGGAUUUGAUCUUCUCUGAUUGCAGAAAUUUUGAAAUUUUGGCCGCCAUUUAUCUUGUUAUCAGUCAAUUUUCAAAUUUUUCCAACAGUGUGAAAUCCGGGAAGGAGCUAUAAAAGUUUAUAUUCAAGUUCCUUUUCUAAAAUUUAUUUUGUAAGAUUAUUGAUUCAUACGUGAUAUGGUCUGCAGGGGAGCUCCAAAAAAAGAAACCGGCCUUGAAAAACUUUUCAAAAAGUUAUUUUUAGAACUAAGGAAACGUGAUGAAACGGAGAUGGCAAAGAGUUGAUCUUCUCUGAUUGCAGAAGAUUUACACUAAAGGCCGGCCGCCAUGGUACGACAAGCGCGGGAAAGCACUCAAGCAGCCGUACGUGAUCGGUAUUUGCGGCGGGUUUGUUGACCUGUUGAUUGGUCGGUUUGAUAGCGUCGUUGUGCCAGGUCGGCGAGCGGUAAAACGACGGUCGCCGAGAAAAUCAUCGAACGCCUGGAAAUCCCCUGGGUCACCAUCCUUUCCAUGGACAGCUUCUACCGAGUUGGUUCAUUUUUGGACUCGGAAAUAUUCUCAGAAGACGAUCUGAAGUUCAAGAAAAAUGGCUCCAUUGAGCAUUUUUUCGAGACUUCCUAGAAAAAGAAUACGAAACAGCCGUAGAAAAAGAAAGAGUGACAUACACAUUUAGAAAAAAAUGAACAUUUUUAAAACACUCGGCGAAGAAUUUAAAUUUUCUGAAGUUUUUUGAAGAAUUCGGAUGAUCUUUCCAAAAAAGACAAUAUUGUGGUCUUUCAAAAUCAAGAAUGAGAAAAAAAACUCAACAGGAUUUUUUUCCCAAAAAGUUUCAAUGCUCAAACGGUUAGUUAGUGUAGGCUUCACAAAUCAGGAAAAAUAGGACUUUAUAUAAAAAAAGAGUUUCUGUAAUCAAUUUCGAAAAAAUUUCAUCCUACUGAUGUAAAUUUCAAAGAAAUAAUUAGGUAGGCUCCAUUAAGGUGUGAAUCUCAUUUUUGUACCUGACAUCGGCUUUUUUCAGUUUCACAAAAAGAGAGAGUUGGAAAUUUGGGAAAUUAGAAAAAAUCUGAUUUUCAUCGAAUUUUUAACAGAAAACUUUGUUUUUCACAAGCUCUGUUUUCUAAUUGAUUCGUUAAUAUAGGCUUCACCAGUUGGAAUAAAGUUUAUGUUAAAGAGAAGCUUAUUUUUGAACAAUUCUUACCUGAAAGUAAGAAAAAAGUCUCUUUAUUGAGCCUUCCAUUUUUCUUUGAUUUUAGAAGCUCAAGAAAUGGUGGAAAAAGGUAAAGGCAAAAAAAAAAUGGUGCAUAAAAGUCGACGAACUGGCGCAAAAAGGCAGCAAAAAAAGGAACCUUUUUCUACCCUUUUCGGCUUUGCCUAUGUUCCCUUGUUCCCGCAGAGGUUAAUCUUGACUUCUUUCCUACUUUUUUAGAAAAAAAAACGUUUUCUCAAUUUUUUGUACCUGACGUUGACCUAUGUGCAGGUUCUCUCACCUGAAGAACACGAUUGUGCCGAGCGUUCCGACUACAAUUUCGACGACCCCUCCGCCUUCGAUUUUCAACUUCUCCACGAGGUCCUCUCACGUCUUCGCGAGGGAAAAAGCGUCGAAGUCCCGGUUUAUGACUUCACCACCCAUUCGAGAGAUCCCAAUCCGAAGGUUCUAAUAAAGUGAAUCCCUGACAAAGUAAGGUGUUAAGGUUAUGUAUGGAGCCGAUGUCCUGAUCUUCGAGGGAAUUCUCGCCUUCCACGUUGAGAAAAUCAAGGAUUUGAUGGAUAUGAAGGUUAAUAAUAAGAAAAAUAUCCUAAAAGAGUGCUGA
Caenorhabditis auriculariae is the source of this 6424-nucleotide messenger RNA. The record is from the annotation of a GenBank genome assembly. NCBI's taxonomy places the organism in Eukaryota, Metazoa, Nematoda, Chromadorea, Rhabditida, Rhabditidae.